Molecule: messenger RNA, 6151 nt
Organism: Falco peregrinus (peregrine falcon)
Lineage: Eukaryota; Metazoa; Chordata; Aves; Falconiformes; Falconidae
Product: inverted formin-2-like
Exons: 12
Coding region: 2037-3161 (374 amino acids)
Source: RefSeq, a predicted model, not a curated record
AGAAGGAUGAAGAGAAGUCAAAAAGAAGCCUUAUGGCCAGCAGUACUGCUUUGCUCCUGACUCACACAGCUGAAACCAUGAUGUGUAACUUGUGAAUCAGAAAGAAAUAUUUCUGCCAUUUACCUCAAUGGGAAGAGCAUGACAAUGGGACAGAGGCAAGCCACAGAGAACCUGCUAUUGAGCAUGCAGUGCCUAAACAACCACAAAACGCCGUCCAGAAGAUCUGUUCAAAAGGUGAACAAAUGCAUUCAAGCUGAUAUGGACUUGGAAGAGAAGAACUCCAGUGUAGACCUGAGCUUUUCUCCAACUGGCCUUUUCAGGAAGCCACAGCAAUGUCCAGGGAACAUGUUACCUUCCCAGCACAGUGUUCCCUCAUCCUCCCAAGGACAGUCUGGCAUGCUGGCUAUAGUGCCACCCCCCUCCACCCUUACCCCCUGGGCAGAAGGUGCUUCUUCCACCCCUUCCCGUGCCUGGCACAAAUGAUCCGUUGCUCCCACCUCCCCAGCCAUGCAGUAAUCCUGAAUGCAAACAUCUUCCUUGUGGAUAUGGGGGGCAGCCCCACCCUAAGAAGAUGCCGACAGUGAGGAUGAAGACAUUUCACUGGCAGAAGCUCCCCUCUGAUGUGGUGAGACGUAUGUGCUUCUUUGUUACGCUGGGCUGAUCAGGUCAUUUAGUUGACAACCAAAUAAAAACGCUAAUGCUGUGGGCUAGGCCUUGACUCAGUAAGUCAGGUCACACAGCUGGUCCCAUUACCGAUAAAAAAAUAGUAAUCACAAAUAAUUAUGGAAAGCCAGGCCUUUGCCAAUAAAUGGAGGAAAUGGUAGUUUGGCAAAAGUGCUGAACUGAGGCUCUGUGGCUGCUAAAAUUAUCUUCUCUUAACCUUUCAGUCUCAGUUUGUUACUUGUUAAAGUGAUAUUGUGAGGCUGCACUAAUUAGUUUGCAAAACCUCUGAGUGUGUUGAGUAGAAAGGUCUGUUCAACAAUCGUGCUCUGUGGUUCUUGCUAAUGAACUCCUGGUGCAUCACUGAUGUCUUCCCAGCUGAAGCUUUUACUUCUUAAUUUUUUUUCUUGCACAGCCAGAAGAUGCAUCAGCCAGGAUCUGAGACUGAAAGUUCUUUGUCAAUAGGGCUGGGGGAUAUGUACCCUCAGGGUAGGAUGCAGCUUCCAACUUCAUUUCAUACCAGCCAUGUAAUUUGUGUGGAUUUCUUCCCCCCACUCAAUAUAAGGUUUAUGGUUAACACACAGUCUGCCAAAGAGGUUUGUAAGUUCUGCUCAACCUUCAGGGAGACAGCAAACAUGUUUCUAUUUUGCUGCAGCUUUUAAUAUUCGUUCCACACAACACAGGUCUCAUGGCUGUUCUCCAUUGUGCUUAUCACCAAGAAAGGGGGACAUCAGAGGGUAAGAACUUGCUGCUAUGAUAAAGUGCAUAAAUACACAUGUAAAAAAAAAAAAUGGUUUGAGCCACAGUCUGAUUUCUUGGGCAGAGAUACAAAGUCAGAUUCAUUCCCACUUUCUUCAGUGCCGCUGUUGCAAUCUCUGCUAAAGAAAGAGGAGGUGAGAUCCUUUGUGAAAGAUUCAAGUGAUGUAGACAAACUCAUGUUUUGAAAUGCCAUGGGUUCUGGUAUGGUUCCUGAUGAUUCUGGUAAUAAUGCUGGACUUGGGAGUCCUUAUCUCUUGCAAACAGCAACAUUUACCUAAUUGGAUGCAACAUCCCCUGCUUGGGUACCACAAUUCUGCAACGUGUAGCCGGUCAGGAAUAACAAGAAGGAUUUGGAGCAGCCCAUUAAGUUCAUCUGCUGUCUUCAGUUCAGUGAGUUGAAUGUGGUGGUAGCUUUCCAGGUUUAAUUAGCCUGCAGACCUUUGGGAUGCUAUCUGUAGGAGCUGCCACUCUUCUAUAAUUAACGUCCAGAUUAAUGAGUGUUAUAUUUCAUUCAUUCUCUGAAGUGUUUUCCCUUCCACAAAUCACACUGCCUCGGAAGUAUUCCUCUCUAUCUGUGGUCCACCUUGAAGUGUUACUCUCUCCCAGAAAGCCGCUCCAUGUGGACUAUGAUGCCAAGCAGCAGCAAGGGUGUUGUGGAGCCUGACUAUGCAAGCCUGGAGCGACUUUUCUCUGUCCCACCAACAGCACCUAAGGAGAAAACUGGGCUAAAACCAGAGAAAACAAAAGAGAUCACAUUCAUAGGUCCAAAGAAAAGCCUCCUUCUGAGCAUAUUUCUGAAGCAAUUUAAGUGCUCCAAUGAAGAGAUUGUUGCCAUGAUUCAGAAAGGGGAUAAAUCAAAGUUCAAUGCUGAUCUGCUGAAGCAGCUACUUAAACUGCUACCUGAAGACCACGAGAUAAAUAGCCUGAAAUCUUUCAAAGAAGAAAAAUCAAAACUAGCAAACACAGAUCAGUUUUAUCUCCAUCUCUUAGAAGUUCCUAGCUACCAGUUACAGAUUGAAUGCAUGCUGAUUUGUGAGGAAACAAAAAUUCUGCUGGAGUGUCUGUGGCCAAAAGCACAAGCCAUCAGGACAGCCUGUGAAACACUUCUUACCAGUCACCGACUGCCAGUUUUCUGCCAAUUGAUUCUUAAAGUUGGAAACUUUAUGAACUAUGGGCAUCAUACUGGAGAUGCUGGAGGUUUUAAAAUUAGUGCAUUGCUCAGACUAACAGAAACAAAAGCAAACCAAAGCCAUGUUAAUUUGCUUCACCAUAUUUUGGAGGAGGCUGAAAAAAACCACACAGAUCUGCUGCAGCUUCCCAGAGAUCUUGAUUUUGUUUCCACGGCAGCAGGAAUCCACUUUGACGUUAUACGGGCUGAGGCAGGUACCAAUUUCAGGAAACUGUUGGAAAUAGAGAAGCGUUUGGUUUUGUCGACAGACGAUUUAAAAAUGCAGCAUGCAGAAUCUGUUCAAGGCAGCCUCGAUGCUUCAAAGAACCUGUUGAAGGAGUUUGCCACCAUUGAAAAGAAGAAGAAAGAACUUGCUGAUUAUCUUUGUGAAGAAAAAUUGUCUUUGGAAGAUGUAUUCAGCACAAUGAAAACCUUCAGAGAGCUCUUCCUCAAGGCCUUACAGGAAAAUCAAGAAAAGAAGGAGAAAGCUGCAAAGGCUGAGAAAAGGAAGAAACAGCUUAAAGGAGAAGAUGCUAAAAGGCUAAAGGGAGAGUAUGGAAACAGCAGUACAUAAACAAAAAUUAAUUCUGGUUUUAUUAGACAGUCUUUUGUUAAUUAGGAAGAUUUUACUUGUUUAGCUGUGGCUGAUCUAACACAAUGAGAGUGAUUUGGCCAUGGAUGUUGUAGUAGUCAAGCAGAUAGUAUAGCAAGACAUCAAUUUUCAAGUGCAUGGGAAUACCUGGAAGAAAACAUGAUAGGGAUGUUAGAAAAAAUCACUCCCAAUGAGCAAGGUAUUACUAUUUUGCUUAGAGGCGGUGAUAGCCUGCUAUUGCUCUGAAUAGCUGUUGGAAGACUUUCAGGGAUGUACGAAGUUGCACAUACUUGAACUUCAAGCUGUGCUGUGUCACUGUGGUAGGCAAGUUGUGUCAUGAGUUACUGUCACCACAACAUUUGCUUUUCUCUGAUUAGAGGUCUGAUUCCUUAAAAUGGUUAUGCGUGUGCUUAAAGGAACAUCUGUGCUUUGCUAAAGAAUGGCUGAUUGACAUAAAUGCAGAAAAGCAUUUGCUGUGCUGGGCCUCCUGGGUGUCAAGCAUUGCUAGUGCUAACAUUGGCGCAUGUGUGUUUUAAAAUUUUAUUUUGGCAAAUACUUGUCAUCCAGUUUUCUUGAAGAUUUCAGCCAAUAACAUUUGGUUAUGAUUCUUGAUUCUUCAGAUCACCACUGCAAAAAUAGCAUUAGUAACUCUGAGUAGAGUUCAUGUAAAUAUUUCACUUGAUUUUCACUCCUUGGAAAACUGGUUUUCCAUGUAUCUGGUGUCUAAAUAAAGGGCCUUCUUUUAGCUGCUCUUUCACAAUUACUCACCUUUAGAGAUACAUACUAAAAAUACGUAAAAUUCAAUGAAAACUGACCAAAACAAAGUUUUCAAUAUUGUCUUGACAAGCUGUACUGCAAAUGUAUUUUACGUACUUUGCAAUCAUAACAUGCUUAAUGUAAAGCUGCAGAUUAAAAUAAUAAAACUUUUUGCUGUAAAUACAGAAAAGUUACUUAUUAUAUGGUAAAAUAAAAUUAUAAAGCAACAUUCAGCAGCUGUCAGGAUUAAAGGUGUGCUUCAACCCUGUGAAAAGAAGGAGCACCAGACCAGAAUAACCUUCUGCAUUUCCAACACACAGUUUAGAUGGAAAUACCCUUAUUUUUGGUCCUUUGCGAGAAGGUAGAUUUAAUUCUUGGGAUAUAAACUUAAACAUAACUAAGCAUUUAGACUCUGAAUUAUUUCUCAGUACUUAUUUUAGAAAACUGUAUGUAAUACUGAUGACAAUGAGAAUCAGGCAUUUUUUUAAUUCUAUUUUAAUCUCUAUCAGGAUACGGUGACAUGAAUUACAGAGGGUAUCAGAUGGCAAGAUGCUGGAAGUCAACAUUCUUCAGACGAUGUAAAACCUUGUUUUCUUUUUUCUUAUCAUAUAAUUAGCAAGUUAUUUCCUGUAUUUUCUGUACUUAUUUUCUGAAGGAGGGAAUGAAAAGACAGUAAAUCUGGUGAAACCCUAUUAGCAUGUGCUAACGGGAUUAUCAAAGCCUGGUUCCAUAAAGAAUUAGGUACACCUUUAACUUCACACGUAUCUCCCUUGGAGCCAGUGAUACACAGCACACAGGGUCUCCUCCGCACAAAUCUUUAAGGCACCAAUCCUACAGUCUUUGAAGCUCUGACCUUAACUCCAGUCACAUGCUCUGUCAGUGUCACUGUCUGGUUUACCCAGUUGUCUGAGGAUCAUUUCUCUGCAGUUGACAGAUCGGCUACGGACAGCACACAGCAGCAAAAUCUCUCAGGGCAGGUAAUAAUCUUGCUCUCCUGAGGUCAAACAGAAGAGGUGAAGGUAGACGCACCCGUCACUGAUAUAUUAACAGAUUACAAGGGAGGGCUUGCAGCUACUGAAACUGCUGAGAAAUAAGCUGAGUCAGAAGUUCUUACCAAAAUUCAAAUGUAUGGCAUGAUUAAGAACAUAUAGCAAUAUCCUACUUGAUUCCACAUAUUAAAAACCUCCUUUCUGUGAAUAAAAUUUAAGAUAGGAUUUCCAAAAUAAUUUGGUGGCAGGCUCCUGCUGAUUCCAGGGACUCAGACAUCUAUGGGUUUUUUUAACUCCUCUGAACAUGUUUACAUACAUAUUUACAGUAAGGUAUUUUUUUCCCCCCUCUGCUUCAUAAUGGAUUAAGCAACUAUUCUGCUUUAUUUUCUUCAGCCUCUGUUGCAGCAGUUUCUGUUACAGCGCAUUUAAAUUCUUCAGAAGAAUUGUAUCAGAUACCUGCAAAGAUCAAUUCUAUACGACAUUUCAUGAAAAAUCUCAUAUAAUAUAUUACAGUGCUAUUUCAAGAGAAAUAACUUAUAGGGGUUUCUUUAGCUAACCAAGUAGAAAAAUGAGCUGCUGCUAAUGGAAAUCUGGGGACACAGCUUAUGACCAAUGUACGCAACAGAACAAAAACACUUAAGAAUAAAAUAUAGAACUAUGCAGUUAAAUAUCUGGCGAGAAUUUGUGUAUAACACUCUAAUACUGUAACUGCAGCAGAAAAUGAAAUGCUAUAGAAAGAUGAAGAGCAAGUAAAUUUUGAUGAUCAGUACAGGAGUUCCACAGUAUAACCACCAUCAUUACUUAAAGAAACCAACUGCAAAAGCAGACCCUCAGUCCAAUUUCUUAUGUUGAUAUAUGCAGGGUCAAAUACGAGAGCUUUUCUUCGGCAAAAUUCUUAUUGUCUGUACUUACAGAGGACUUAUUCAUUUGGCUGUAAGUAACAAAUUGGUAUAUAAUAAAAUGUCAUCAGCAUAAAUUGCUCUUGCAAUAAUAAAUGCAUCUAGUGCUUAAGAAAUGGAAAAAUAAGCAAAUGUUCUGCUACUAAAAGCUUCCUGGUUACUGGGUUACUGUUGUAUUGCUUGGAUGUGCUUUUUUAAAGCACGUAAGAAUGGUUUUAAAACUGUAUUAAGGGUAAGUAUGACUUUCAAUGCAACUGCAUUGUACUCCAGCGUGUAUUUGUAAUCCAGGAUGUAUUUCACUUUUGUAUGUUAACUUUAGUAAACCGAG